GAAAGGUUACUAAACACUAAAAAGCAAAUCUUCUUGAAGAUGUCGCGCAAUUCGGAUAAAUUAAAUAUUAUUGAUCACAGGACAUUUGAUGAUCUGCAUAAGGAUAACGACUCGGCCACAACUAAAAUGUUGCGCACCCACAAAUACAAAAAUAAGCAUAAAUACGCCGAUACUCUGUUUGAUUUUAUAUGCCGUUUGCCGUGUCGGAAACCAAAAAAACAAGGACAGAUCAAAAAGGAACAGCAACUCCAAAGAAAGAAGAGUCCAAAUUUUAGUCUUAUUAGGACAAUUGUACCCAAACGCAAAGGCAAAUGCCAUCGCAAUCUAAUUACCAAAGAGAAAGUAACCAGAUUAAAGCGUAGCAUUCGAAGUUAUCGCAAUUUAAAGCAGGCAGCGGCACUCAAAGAAACAACCACGGAGCAACCUGAGACUGAUAAUCACCUCAUAGAUUCACCACACCAGGAGAAGGAUCAAUCGUCUAUGAUGGAAACUUCAUCUAGUCAGCUGGAGUUGGAGACGCGUUUACAAGGAUUAUCCAUAAACGAGACAAACAAAUGCCAUUCCAUACAUUCUCGACGCUUUAGAAGCUACUGCGAUAAUUGUACAAGAGCUCAAUUGAAAAAAUUAACCACCCAAUUGUUAAAGGACUUGGAUCGCUUUCAGAAGCGAGCCUAUGCAGCUAAUGAGAUCAAGGCUCGUGCUCAUCCGCGCAUGGCAUUGGGUUUCCGUGAGGCUAUUUCACAUUUAAAUAUAAGAAACAAAGUAAAACUGCUUAUUCUAGCUACAGACUGCGAAUCAAAUCCAGGUGAAGACGGCCUAGAUGAAACGAUAGACAAGAUUAAGUUUUCCUGCCAACAACACAAUGUGCCAUAUUGCUUCUCCCUAAUGCGUCGGGAGUUAGCCUACGCCUUAAAGAAGCGAGCUCAAAUCUCCUGUGUGGCCAUCUUGGACUACGAUGGAGCGCAGGACAUUUACAAAGACUUGUUAUUAGAAUUAGACGAAGCUAGAAAGGACUACAAACGUUUAACUGCAUUGUGAAAUGACAAUUUAUUCAAAGAGAGAAAUGUGUGUGGUGCCAGAAGGUGCAUU
Molecule: messenger RNA, 1089 nt
Organism: Drosophila willistoni
Lineage: Eukaryota; Metazoa; Arthropoda; Insecta; Diptera; Drosophilidae
Gene: Sbp2
Product: selenocysteine insertion sequence-binding protein 2
Exons: 3
Coding region: 40-1038 (332 amino acids)
Biological process (GO): selenocysteine incorporation
Cellular component (GO): ribonucleoprotein complex
Molecular function (GO): mRNA 3'-UTR binding; selenocysteine insertion sequence binding; ribonucleoprotein complex binding
Source: RefSeq, a predicted model, not a curated record